Emericellopsis atlantica is the source of this 1603-nucleotide messenger RNA. RefSeq names its product putative methylglutaconyl-CoA hydratase precursor. Gene Ontology annotation, cellular component: mitochondrion. Gene Ontology annotation, biological process: fatty acid beta-oxidation. Gene Ontology annotation, molecular function: enoyl-CoA hydratase activity. The transcript has a single exon. The record is from RefSeq and is a predicted model, not a curated record. Lineage: Eukaryota; Fungi; Ascomycota; Sordariomycetes; Hypocreales; Bionectriaceae. The coding region runs from base 372 to 1319 and encodes 315 amino acids.
UGGGAAGAUCUAUCAUUGAUGUUGGUGAAACAGUCGUCCACAGUCUGGUCUCGCGUUUGUCUAAGGUAGAUCUCAUCCGACACGUGACGAGGGAACUACGUCAUCUAUGGCCUUGAAGCUCUAGCUCUUUAAAUGAGAUAUAUCUGGGCCUGCUUGCGCUAUCAAAAUCUGAGCUUGGGAAGCAAGAAGCAUUCACUACCUGGACAAUUCUUACAAGAAACGGCUCGCUUUGGACUGUACGUUGGUGCGCAUCGGUCCUCGGCUUUCGUGACGAUCCGACGCAAGCCGAGCCUACCAUUUACCCCAGACUCCAGAGUCGCCAACAACUCUUCGUCCUCUGACCUCUCCAACAUCCGCACACAAUCGCCAAAAUGGCCCCAAGAACUAUCCUCGCCCAGGCGCCCAAGACACGCGGCUUUCUGCGCCGCCUCUACGCCACCACGGCCACCAACCAGCCUCUCAUCACCGUGACGAACCUCCCCUCGCCAUCCUCCGGGCACAUUCGCGUGCUCGAGCUCAACCGCCCCAAGGCUCGCAACGCCAUCUCAAAAGACCUCCUGUCCGUCCUCCGCGCCGAGAUUGACGACAUCCACGCGCAAUAUGGCGCCAAUGGCGUCGAAAACGCGUCCUACAACGCAGGCGAGCUUGGGCCAACCAGGGCGCUCGUCCUCGCGUCGGCUGUCGACACCUGUUUCUGCGCAGGCGCCGAUCUGAAGGAGCGCAAGGGCUUCACGCAGGAGGAGACGGCGCAGUUCCUGGGCAACCUGAGGGGCACCUUUUCGAACUUGGCUGCUCUGCCCAUCCCUAGCAUCUCCGCCAUUUCGAGCCUGGCGCUUGGUGGAGGACUCGAGCUCGCCCUUUCGACGACCUUCCGUGUCUUGUCCUCGAAUGCGACGGUGGGUUUGCCAGAGACGCGGUUGGGCAUCAUCCCUGGUGCGGGUGGCACAUAUCGUCUUCCUGGCAUUAUCGGUCUGGCUCGCGCGAGGGACCUCAUCCUCACGGGCCGACGUGUGGCCGCACCAGAGGCGUACUUCCUCGGCAUCGCAGAUCGUCUCGUCGAAGUCGUCCCAGAGGAAGGCCAAGAGGGCGCGGAGGUUCUCACGUCCGCUCGUAAGGCAGCGCUGAGCGAGGCUGUCCGGUUCGCCCAGGAGAUCUGCGAGGGAGGCCCCGUUGCCAUUCGUGCGGGUUUGGAGGCGGUUGCGUGGGCACGAGAAGAGAAGGAGAAUGAGAUGUACAAGCGGGUUAUCAACACUGAGGACAGGGAUGAGGCAUUGAAAGCGUUCGGGGAGAAGAGGAAGCCAGUGUUCAAGGGUAAAUAAAUAACACGGUCAUGUGAGGAAAAGAAUUACGAUAUGUAUCAUAUAGUUGUUGAAAUCAUGUCUACCGAGCUUCGAUGGACACGAGGCAAAGAUACUAGUCUGAUUACCGGAAACUCAUCGCUGUCUUGAACCAAACACCAGGAGCUUGCCGGUCAAAUCAUCCCAAUCUAACGCCCCAAGCCUAACUUUUCAUAUCACCACAACGCCUAUAUUCAGAACCCAUAGCCAAUGCGCUAUCCUUGAAGUAAAAUCCUUGAAGUAAAAUCAAACCCAAGUGGAUGGAU